CCCCGGCGGAGGCGGCCGCCGUCGAGGGCGCCUUGCGGCGGGGCGGGGGGGGAACGACGCUCCCCUGCGGGCCCGGGAGCGGCACGCUGCCCGCCUUCGAGGUUCAAUAAAUAACUUGUCUCUUGUUCGGCGCUGUGAAACCCAUUCUUUGGACUUGACCAGAUAUUAACUCUGACAGGAAUGAAAAUCUGAAGAUUUUUGUGAACUUACAGCUAUCUAAAGGAAUUGAUGAGCAGGGUUUCACUGUGGUGUUUCAUCUGGAGCUGGUCAUGACAGCCACCAGGAGCUUUUGCUAAAGCUGCAUGUGCCUACCUUCUCAGGAGUUUGGAUAGCUGCUGCACCUUUGAAGAGAGAUUUCCUGUGCUCUUCUUCAAAUGCCUGUGAUAUUUCCACGAGGAACCACCUUUCUGCUUAAAAGAAGUAUAAGCGAUUGGAUUACAACUCUGACAUUUUGGAGCACAAGUGAUGUUAAAACAAUUUGAAUGUAAUAGAGCAUGGCUACUUCUUAAAAUGCAGAAGUUAAAGGAAAUUAUUGCUUAUCAAAACCUACUGAAUAUCUGAAUUCUUUAGACAACCUGCAUUUAGCUGUGUCCUUAAAUGUCAAUGAUUAAGAUCUCAUGCAACCAUUGUAUAUUUUGGAGACUAUUCUCCAAAAGAGAACUGUGCAUUUAAAAAGCAGAAAUGACUGUUUUCUCUCUUGGAACUUACUAAAGUUGAACAUACUGAAGGAUCAUGACCAGCUUGAAGCGGUCCCAGACCGAAAGGGCCGUUGCCACUGGGGUAUCAGUUGGAACAGAUGGCACCUCAAAAGUCCACUCGGAUGACUUCUAUAUGAGGCGCUUUAGGUCACAGAAUGGCAGCUUAGGAUCUGCAGUCAUGGCGCCCGUUGGACCUCCUCGCAAUGAAAGUUCCCAUCAUGUUACCUCUACACCUGGAGUCCCUAAAAUGGGGGUCAGGGCAAGGAUUGCUGAUUGGCCCCCGAGGAAGGAGAACAUCAAGGAAACAAGCAGAUCUAGUCAAGAUAUUGAAACAUCAAGUUGCCUUGACAGCAUGUCUUCUAAAAGCAGUCCUGGGAGUCAGGGAAGCUCUGUUAACCUGAAUGCUAGUGAUUCUGUCAUGUUAAAGAGCAUCCAGAGCACACUUAAAAACAAGACCAGACAAUCUGAGAAUCUAGACUCCAGGUUUCUUACACCUGAUGGCUAUCCCAGUUCCCCAAGGAAAGCUCUUCGCAGAAUAAGACAGCGCAGCAACAGCGACAUUACCAUAAGUGAGCUUGAUGUGGAUAGUUUUGAUGAAUGUAUUUCACCCACUUUUAAAUCUGGACCAUCUCUGCACAGGGAGUAUGGCAGCACAUCUUCCAUAGAUAAGCAGGGAACUUCAGGGGAAAGUUUUUUUGACUUACUGAAGGGCUAUAAAGAUGAAAAGUCUGAUCAGAGAAGCCCAGCCACAACUAAGCUCAGUGAACUCCUGAUUGCCAGUGGAAGCAAGGGUUCAGGAUUCUCUCUAGAUGUGAUAGAUGGACCUAUUAGUCAAAGGGAAAACCUGAGACUCUUUAAGGAAAGGGAGAAGCCCCUCAAGAGACGCUCAAAAUCAGAGACAGGAGAUUCAUCCAUUUUUCGUAAGUUGCGCAAUGCCAAAGGUGAAGGGGAGCUUGGGAAGUCUUCAGAUCUUGAAGAUAACAGGUCAGAAGAUAGCAUCAAGCCUUGGACUUGUCCAAAGUGUUUUGCUCAUUAUGAUGUACAGAGUAUUUUAUUUGAUUUAAAUGAAGCGGCAAUCAACAGGCAUAAUGUUAUUAAAAGAAGGAACACAACCACAGGUGCAUCUGCUGCUGCUGUAGCAUCACUUGUCUCUGGACCCUUGUCCCAUUCUGCAAGUUUCAAUUCUCCAAUGGGCAGCACUGAAGACCUGAAUUCAAAAGGAAGUCUCAAUAUGGACCAGGGGGAUGAUAAAAGCAAUGAACUUGUGAUGAGUUGUCCUUAUUUUCGUAAUGAGAUUGGUGGGGAAGGGGAGAGGAAGAUCAGCCUUUCCAAAUCUAAUUCAGGUUCCUUCAGUGGAUGUGAAAGUGCCUCGUUUGAGUCGACUCUGAGUUCUCAUUGCACAAAUGCUGGAGUAGCAGUUCUGGAAGUUCCCAAGGAGAAUCUUAUUUUACAUCUAGACAGAGUAAAAAGAUACAUCGUUGAACAUGUAGACCUUGGUGCAUAUUAUUAUCGAAAAUUCUUCUAUCAAAAAGAACACUGGAACUAUUUUGGGGCAGAUGAGAACCUGGGUCCAGUAGCUGUGAGUAUAAGAAGAGAGAAGCCAGAGGAAAUCAAAGAAAAUGGACCUCAAUACAACUACCGGAUCAUAUUCAGAACCAGUGAGCUUAUGACACUAAGAGGCUCUGUGCUGGAAGAUGCUAUCCCUUCAACUGCAAAGCAUUGCACAGCCAGGGGACUACCCCUAAAAGAAGUGCUGGAGUAUGUGGUUCCUGAGCUGAAUAUACAUUGCCUAAGGCUGGCCUUCAACACUCCGAAAGUCACAGAACAGCUUAUGAAGCUGGAUGAACAAGGGUUAAGUUACCAGCUUAAGGUGGGUAUCAUGUACUGCAAAGCUGGGCAAAGCACAGAAGAGGAAAUGUAUAAUAAUGAAUCAGCAGGUCCAGCCUUUGAAGAGUUUCUUCAGCUCUUGGGAGAACGAGUUCGACUCAAGGGAUUUGAAAAGUAUCGUGCUCAGCUGGAUACCAAGACUGAUUCAACAGGUACUCAUUCUCUAUACACAACGUACAAGGACUAUGAAAUCAUGUUCCAUGUUUCUACUAUGUUGCCAUAUACUCCAAACAACAAGCAACAGCUUCUGAGAAAACGACAUAUUGGAAAUGAUAUUGUGACAAUAGUUUUCCAGGAGCCUGGAGCACAACCAUUCAGCCCAAAGAACAUUCGAUCCCACUUCCAGCACGUCUUUGUCAUUGUAAGAGUGCACGGUCCCUGUACUGACAGCGUUUGUUACAGUGUUGCUGUGACAAGAUCCAGAGAUGUACCAUCCUUUGGACCACCUAUUCCAAAAGGUGUCACGUUUCCUAAAUCAAAUGUGUUCAGGGACUUCUUACUAGCCAAAGUCAUUAAUGCAGAGAAUGCUGCUCAUAAAUCAGAAAAGUUUCGUGCGAUGGCCACCAGGACCCGUCAAGAGUACUUGAAAGACUUGGCAGAGAAGAAUGUCACCAACACACCUAUUGACCCUUCUGGCAAAUUCCCUUUCAUCUCACUUGCUUCAAAAAAGAAAGAAAAGUCCAAGCCUUAUCCAGGAGCAGAGAUCUAUAGUUCUGGUGCUAUUGUAUGGAGUGUCCAUGCAAAAGACUACAGCAAGGGUAUGGAAAUAGACUGUCUCCUAGGCAUCUCUAAUGAGUUUGUAGUCCUCAUUGAACAGGACACGAAAAGCGUGGUGUUCAAUUGCUCCUGUCGAGAUGUGAUAGGGUGGACUUCAACAGACACAAAUAUCAAAAUAUUCUAUGAGAGGGGUGAAUGUGUUUCUUUGGAGAGCUUCAUCAGCAACAUUGAUGAUAUCAAAGAGAUCGUCAAAAGGCUGGAGCUUGUGACUAAGGGCUGUGAAACAGUGGAGAUGACUCUGCGUAGGAAUGGUCUGGGUCAGCUUGGUUUCCACGUAAACUAUGAAGGCAUUGUGGCAGAUGUUGAGCCCUACGGCUAUGCGUGGCAGGCAGGACUGAGACAAGGCAGCCGGCUGGUGGAAAUCUGCAAGGUGGCUGUAGCCACUCUGAGCCAUGAGCAAAUGAUUGAUCUUCUCAGAACAUCAGUAACAGUAAAGGUCGUCAUCGUCCCUCCGUAUGAGGACUGCACACCACGCAGGAGUUCUUCAGAAAACUACCGUAUGCCCGUGAUGGAAUACAAAGUGAAUGAAGGAAUGUCGUAUGAAUUCAAAUUUCCCUUCAGAAAUAAUAACAAAUGGCAGCGAAAUGCAAGCAAAGGACAGGGACCUCAUGUGGCUCAGGUACCAUCCCAAAUACAAAGUCCAGUAACAUCUAGGAUUGGCUCUGGGAAAGGAGAAGGGAAAAUGCCACCCCCAGAACGAGCAGCCAACAUCCCCCGAAGCAUCUCUAGUGAUGGGCGCCCGCUGGAGAGCCGGAGGUUGUCUCCCGGUUCUGAUGUCUACGUCACAGUUUCAUCCAUUGCCUUAGCACGAUCGCAACAGUGCCGUAAUUCUCCAAGCAACUUAUCAUCCUCAAGUGAGACUGGCUCUGGUGGGGGCACAUACAGACAAAAAUCUAUGCCAGAAGGGUUUGGAAUUAGCCGUAGAUCCCCUGCUUCCAUUGACAGGCAGAACACGCAAUCAGAUACGGGUGGUAGCGGCAAAUCCACACCCAGCUGGCAAAGAAGUGAGGAUAGUAUCGCUGACCAGAUGGAACCAACAUGCCAUCUCCCAGCAGUAUCAAAAGUACUGCCAUCCUUCAGAGAAAGCCCCAGUGGAAGACUGAUGAGACAGGAUCCUGUGGUUCACUUGUCUCCAAAUAAGCAGGGUCAUUCUGACAGCCACUACUCCAGCCAUUCCAGCAGCAAUACUCUCUCCAGCAAUGCCUCCAGUGCUCACAGUGAUGAGAAAUGGUAUGACAGUGGAGAGCGCACCGAAUCAGAGCUGAACAGCUACAACUACCUUCAAGGGACUUCAGCUGAUAGUGGCAUAGAUACCACUUCCUACGGACCUAGCCACGGCAGCACUGCCUCCCUGGGAGCAGCAACAUCUCCCCGUACAGGGCUAACAAAGGAGAAAGUGGCACCUCUGUGGCAUAGCUCCAGCGAAGUGGUCUCCAUUGCAGACAGAACGUUAGAAAAAGAGAGCCACAUGGACCGAAAGACUGAGUCUUCACUGAGCCUGGAUAUUCACAGCAAGAGUCAACCAGCCUCCAAUCCUCUAACGAGGGAGAACAGUGCUUAUAGUCUUAGUGAUGCUGUCUCGCAUACAAGUACCAUGAGCUCACGACACUCUGCCAGCCCGGUGGUUUUCACCAGUGCCAGAAGCUCACCUAAAGAAGAGCUUCAUUCUGCUACUUCUCCCCAGCUCGCACCUUCUUUCUCCUCCUCUUCUUCCUCCUCAUCUGGUCCUAGGACUUUCUACCCUCGCCAGGGUGCUACUAGCAAGUAUCUGAUCGGAUGGAAAAAGCCAGAAGGGACAAUAAACUCAGUGGGGUUUAUGGAUUCAAGAAAACGUCACCAGAGUGAUGGCAAUGAAAUGGCCCACCCUCGGCUGCGUGCUUCAGCAAGAGAUCUACGAGCAUCACCAAAACGAGCAUCCAAGUCCACCGUUGAAGAAGAGCUGAAGAAAUUGAUAGAUCUUGAUAGCCCAACACCUGAAUCCCAGAAGAAUUUUAAGCAGCUCACUGGCACUGACCAGGGAGUAUGUAACUCCAAGCUAACCACAGCAUUUCUUUCUCCGAUGUGGAGCAUGGAGGAAGCUGGGAUGAUGGUGGGGUCACACACUCUGUCCUGUCAGUCUCCCUUUCCCAGCACUCCUACCACAAGGCGUGCCUUGCAAAGGACUUUGUCAGAUGAGAGUAUUUACAGUGGUCAAAGGGACCACUUCUUCACCUCGCGGGCCUCGCUCUUGGACCAAGCCAUGCCAAAUGAUGUACUAUUCACCAGCACGUACCCUUCUCUCCCAAAGUCGCUGCCAUUACGGAGACCAUCAUAUACUUUGGGAAUGAAAUCACUACAUGGAGAGUUUUCUGCCUCAGACAGCUCCCUCACAGAUAUCCAGGAGCAAAGACGGCAGCCCAUGCCAGACCCUGGUCUUAUGCCAUUGCCUGAUUCUGCCUCUGAUCUGGACUGGUCAAACUUGGUAGAUGCUGCCAAAGCCUUUGAAGGUAAGUUUGCAGAAUAUAAUAUUUAGAAAGCUGGUCUUUGUGCAUGCUUCAUUAAGGAGUGGGUUUGGGUGUUUUCUACUUAGUCUGAAGCUUAAGCUCAUUUAAAAUAGCAACUCAAGUCUUAAGAGCCUAAAACUUUGUAUGUAAUACUCAGAUACCAUUUCUUCAUACUGGAAUCCCUCUGUGCUAUGGUUCAGCCAAAUCUCAGUGAAGCUGGCUACUUCUCAUUUUGAGCAGUUGCAGACAUCACAGCUAGAGUGGAAAAGACAUCUGACACGAAAGUGCAAAAGUAAAGUCAAAUAGCAGGGGAAAAGCAUAUGAGUACACUAAUGAUUGCUUGCUUACUGCACUAGCAAGAAGUUUCUGUAGUACAGCUGAAGUGCGCUGCCAAGGUAAUUUGGGAAAUAUGCCUUGUUGUUAUAUACUUUUCCAUUGCUGUUCUUCCCUUUGCAUACGCUGAAUAUGUAGACUUGCACAUAAGUGUCAUUUCAUCCUAUGGCACUUUCCAUCUCCUUGACACUUAGUAAACUGAAGAGAACUAUAAGCUGCCUAGAUGUAUUUGAAUUUAAAAUUAAAUAGACUUCAGCCCAAAGGGAGUUUACCUUACAGUUAAUGUAAUCCGACGGAAAAGUCUUCUAGGUGCCUUUUCCUAAUCUCUGCAUAAAUGCUGUCCCACCUUCAUGAAAGUGUUUUCGCUGAUCCUGAAUCUUUUAGACAUUAUUCUGCAUGGUUGGAGAAGGCUGUGAAGUAACUUCCUUUCUUGGCUGUUCUCUGAUAGUAGCCAUAUACAUCAUUAAGGCAGUGCUUGUCUAAGCUGGUGUUCAAGAUGUACAUGUGUGCUCUGCUCUAUUGCCAUAGGAGUUGUAGGAUCAGCAUGUCUCAUAUUUCUGCUCUGCAGUCUUGGGAAAGAGUAUUCAAAGUAAGCCUUCGUCCUCAAGAGGAGAUGAAUUUGUUGUGAUUGGUUUUUUACCACCACAUAGGGAUGAAACCCAGGUUUUAAUGCAUUUCACAGUGGUCAGCAAUUUCUGUUUAAAAGAUCCCCUUUUUUUGGUUAGAUUUAUUUGACUGUCCUCAUUAACCUGAAUCCCUCGCUUUUGUAGGUCCCAAACUCACUUGUGUUUCUCUUUAGACGUGUGAACAAAGUCAGUGUGGUGAAGGUAACAAACUGACAGCUCAGAUGAAGAAAAGCUGGGGUAAUGUGUUGGCUGGCACCUUCAUCUCACCACUGUAAAAAUAUAUUCAGAUUUGACUUGGAGAGGGAACAGCUGUCUGAUGUCAAUAUAAUCCCAGUCUCUAGUCUCUGCCAGGUGCCAGUAGGGGUUGACAAGUACCAAGCAGCCUAAUUUCUGAUUUGUGAUCCUGGACACCUCUCUUCUACAUUCUUGGUUGGUGUCUUCAGCACAAGCCCCUGCAGUUACAAAUAGUGGUAUCUGCAACCAGCUGAAAAAAAAGCUGCCUGGAUCCCUGAGCUACACCAACCUUCAGUAUUUUCAUUCAAAGGAAAAAAGAGAGGAGCAGGAAAAAUACCAUCAAACACCAAGGCACGUUAAUUUUAGCCUUGUUGAAAGCAUAGAAUAAAAAUUUGCCCAGCAGAAAAGGAUGAUACUGUUCUAUUUCCAGUGAGAGACCAGCAGCUGCUGAGGAAGAGAGAUGUUAAUUUAUAUAAACUAAAAAGUGUUUAUGUUACUGUUUGUGCUAGGAAACUCCAGAGGUAGGUGCAGUUGGGAGUUCACAGUCACACCAUGUGACAGUGAUUUAGAGAUGUGUUAAAACAUCUGAGCAGUUACAGGACAAAAAAGUGUAGACAUAAGGCAGGAAAGAGGUUUCAUGUUUCAAUCUGAAAACGUUUUCUAAGGCAUAAGGAAAAAAUUUCAGGUUCUAAAAAAUUACAUUGGUCAUUUUACUUUCCACAUGUAAGUUGUGCAUAGUGAGCUUUUCUUUCCUCAAGAUAACGCGAUCCUUUAUGGAGUGAAGGAAGCUAAAUGUAGUUACUGAGUUAUUGGGUAGUGUCAUGCAGUUGUACCCAGGAAGUUCGGCACAGCUCUUGUUGUUCCAGCUUGGCUUCUUGCCUCCCUUGGAACUGGCCUUGAGUGGACUCUGUGAGCACCGCCAGAGUAUCUCUGCUUUGCCCUCUUUAGCGUCUCCCUCCUGGAGAGCUUCUUAGCCUGAGGGUGAUGCAUGAUCUGUGUGAGCAUGCAGUGCUUGCUUGUUGAAUCCAAUACAGUGAAGAACCUGGUGCAAACACUUGCAAUGCCUGUUUGCUUCUGUCAAGUGGAUAUUGGUAUGUCAUAUCAUCACUUUACCUUGCUUGAAACAGACUUCUUAGAUUGCUUUGAGAUCCUGCGGUGUAGCUGUUGCACUGUAGCGUGCAUAAACAGAUAAUCAUUACUGCUGCCGUUGUUUUUCUCUGUAUGUUUGCC
Molecule: messenger RNA, 8268 nt
Organism: Aquila chrysaetos chrysaetos
Lineage: Eukaryota; Metazoa; Chordata; Aves; Accipitriformes; Accipitridae
Gene: SIPA1L1
Product: signal induced proliferation associated 1 like 1
Exons: 23
Coding region: 733-5874 (1713 amino acids)
Biological process (GO): regulation of small GTPase mediated signal transduction; activation of GTPase activity
Cellular component (GO): cytoplasm
Molecular function (GO): GTPase activator activity; protein binding
Source: RefSeq, a predicted model, not a curated record